This is a messenger RNA of Stomoxys calcitrans (stable fly), 1942 nucleotides long. Its product is annotated as protein RFT1 homolog. Gene Ontology annotation, cellular component: endoplasmic reticulum membrane. Gene Ontology annotation, biological process: dolichol-linked oligosaccharide biosynthetic process; glycolipid translocation. Lineage: Eukaryota; Metazoa; Arthropoda; Insecta; Diptera; Muscidae. The transcript is spliced from 7 exons. The record is from RefSeq and is a predicted model, not a curated record. Bases 240 to 1913 code for a protein of 557 amino acids.
AGUCUACCGGCAGAUUAAUCAUAUGGUUUUUUGAUUGUAAAGUUAGCACAUGGCAACCCUACUCUUUAAACAUGAAUGACAUUAGGUAAAAGUAAAUGUUUACGUUGAAAAAAACAACCAAAAACCAUGAACUGAUAAGGAUAUUAUAUAUUUGAUUAUAUCUUGGCUAAUACAUAUAUUUAGCGGUGCUUUUUUAUACUUCUAAUAAAUGGAUCAUAGGAUAUUCCUGCUGUAAAAUCAUGUCUCGUAAUAUACUAAAAAGUAGCCUACUUAGUGCCAUAUUAAACAUGGCAUUUCAGAUAUUCUGUCGGCUUUUAACAUUUGCUAUUAACAUAUUUAUGGUGCGCAAUAUUGGUCGAGAUGUUCUGGGAAUUAUAAAUGUGCGUCUUUUGCUUUUGGAGAGCACUAUCAUCUUUCUUUCUAGGGAAGCAAUUAGUCGUGCCUCAUUAAGUGCCAGUUCCACCAAGCAGUUAAAGAAAUGCUCAUGGGCCCAGUUAAUAAAUCAACAAUGGCUAACCAUUCCUACUUGUCUAUGUAUUUCUAUGAUUUGCGUCCAGAUCUGGCUUCAUAUAAUGUUAGCCAUAGAGGACGACAUACAAAGGCAACAAUAUAACAAGGCCUGCUAUGCGGUGGCAUUGGCAUGCUUAAUAGAAUUUUGUGCCGAAGCUCCAGUUUUUGUUAGCCAAGUCUUUUGUUUUGUAAAACUUAAAGUUGUGAUGAGCACUCUGCAAAUUCUAGUGCGUUCCACGGUAUUCUUAUGGCUAGUUUUUAAUUUGGAUGCAUCACGAGCCAUACAUUAUUUUGCUAUAGCUCAGAUAGCUAGCGCUUUAAUGGUUGUGUUUGGCUACUAUGGCUUUUAUCAUUUUUACAUAGUACGGCUGAAAGAAUAUAAGGAGACACGAAAGAAGCAUGCAGAUAACACAGAAUAUCAUAAGUUAUUUGAAAAUAUGGAUGAUUUUGAAUUCAUGGGCGUUACCGACCUUCUGCCAGGCGUUAUGCUAAAAAAGAAAGAGAAUGCCAUUAACAAAGAUUUGUUUACAUUCACUCUAAGCUUUGCCAAGCAGACGUUUGUUAAACAGAUUCUGACGGAAGGUGAAAAAUAUGUAAUGUCUUUUACGCCAGGCCUAACUUUUAGCGAACAAGCCACAUACGAUAUUGUCAACAAUUUGGGUAGCUUAGCUGCUAGAUUUAUUUUUCGUCCUAUAGAGGAUAGCAGUUAUUUUUAUUUUACACAAUCCAUAGCUAGAGAUGUUAAGCUGGAAAAUCAGGAAAAGGCCAAAAUUUCGGAGGCUUCAAAAGUCCUGGAAAACCUACUGCUGGGUAUUACAUCAAUUGGUUUAUUGGGUUUGACUUUUGGUCAAAACUUUUCCCAUGCCUUAUUGUAUCUAUAUGGAGGUGCGAAUUUCGUCGCAGAUGCUCUGCCAGAGAAAUUGCUACGUUGUCAUUGCAUAGCAAUAUAUUUUUUGGCAAUCAAUGGCAUAACAGAAGGUUAUAUGUUUGCUACAAAUACAGCCAAACAAAUUGAUAAAUACAAUUAUAUAAUGGGAAUAUUUUCCAUCAUCUUCAUCGUCAUGUCUUUUGUACUGACGAGAAUUUUUGGCCCUGUGGGUUUCAUAAUAGCCAACUGUAUAAAUAUGCUGUGUAGAAUAUGUAGCAGUUGUAAAUAUAUUUGGGAUCAGUUUAAACCUGUAGAACAUAAGCCUUUAAGAGGUUUAAAACCAGGAACACUAUUUUCCAUUGGCCUUAUCAUUGCCUAUGGUAUAUGUUAUUAUUCUAAGUUGAAGUUCAGCUUGCAGUUGCAUUUACUUGUUGGUGUUUUUAGUGGAAUGUUUGUUCUAUUAUUAUGGGCCUUUGAAAACAAAAGUCUGGCAAAGCAAGUCUGGUCAUAUAAAACAAAAGUGAAAACCAAAUAAAACAAAAAUUUUUUUACAUUGCAAAACUA